This is a messenger RNA of Rhodotorula toruloides NP11, 1599 nucleotides long. RefSeq names its product MFS monosaccharide transporter. Gene Ontology annotation, molecular function: carbohydrate:proton symporter activity. The coding region runs from base 1 to 1599 and encodes 532 amino acids. The record is from RefSeq and is a predicted model, not a curated record. NCBI's taxonomy places the organism in Eukaryota, Fungi, Basidiomycota, Microbotryomycetes, Sporidiobolales, Sporidiobolaceae. Gene Ontology annotation, cellular component: membrane. Gene Ontology annotation, biological process: carbohydrate transport; transmembrane transport. The transcript is spliced from 11 exons.
AUGGUCACGUCCGGCGUGCCCGUCCCUACGGGGCAGAUUCGCCCCCUCGCCGUCGCAAUGGCGUCGUUUGCUGCCUUCGGUGGUUUCCUGUACGGCUACGACACCGGCUACAUCGCGGGUGUCAAGGAGAUGAACACCUGGCUCCGCAUCUUUGGCGACGGCCCGCCCGACGCCAACGGCAUUCCCACGCUCUCGUCUGGCCGCGACUCGCUCGUCACCUCGAUCCUCUCCGCCGGCACCUUCUUCGGCGCACUCGGCGCCUACCCCGUCGGUGACACCCUCGGCCGUCGUUUCGGUAUCUGCGCCUACCUCAUCCUCUUCUGCAUCGGCGUCGCCUGCCAGACUGGAGCGAAGAACAUCGCGACCUUCGUCGUCGGCCGUGUCUUUGCCGGUCUCGGCGUCGGCGGCACCUCCUGCUUGGUCCCCAUGUACCAGGCCGAGUGCGCGCCCAAGUCGAUCCGCGGUGCCAUCGUCUCCGGAUACCAGUGGAUGAUCACCAUCGGUCUGCUUAUUGCCGCCGUCGUCGUCAACGGCACCAAGAACCGCUCGACCGCCGCCGCUUACCAGAUCCCGAUCGGUCUCCAGUUCAUCUGGGCUUUCAUCCUCGCGACCGGUCUCCUUGUGCUCCCCGAGUCGCCCCGCUGGCUCCUCCUCAAGGACAAGGAAGAGAAGGCCCGCAAGGCUCUCGCACGCAUCUUGUCCCGCGACCCGGACUCGCAGGAAGUCAACGAGGAACUCGCCGAGAUCGCGGCCAACUUGCACCACGAGCGCUCGAUCGGCCAGACUUCGUGGCUCGCAUGCUUCUCGAACGGCGAGGGAAAGAACGGACAGCGCGCGUGGACUGGUAUCGGUCUCCAGGCGCUCCAACAGCUCUCGGGCAUCAACUUCAUUUUCUACUACGGCACGACCUUCUUCCGUCGCUCGGGCAUCAACAACCCCUUCAUCAUCACUAUCGCCACCAACGUCGUCAACGUGGGCGCCACCAUCCCGGGUAUUCUCGCCGUUGACCGCGUCGGACGUCGCUCGCUCCUCCUCUACGGUGCCGCCGCCAUGUGCGUCUGCCACUUCAUCGUUGCCGGAACCGGCGUCGGCGUCUCGGCGGACAACAAGGCCGGCCAGAAGGUCCUCAUCGCCUUUGUCUGCAUCUUCAUCGCCCACUUCGCCGCGACCUGGGGACCCUUCGCCUGGGUCGUCACGUCCGAGAUCUACCCCCUCUCGAUCCGUGGAAAGUGCAUGGCCAUGUCGACCGCCUCGAACUGGCUUUGGAACUUUGGUAUUGGCUACGCCACGCCCUACCUCGUCGAUGACAAGCCCGGAUCUGCCGGACUCGGCUCGAACGUCUUCUGGAUCUGGGGCGGGGCCUGUGUGUUGUGCUUCAUCUUCACGUUCUUCUUCAUCUACGAGACCAAGGGACUCGCGCUCGAGCAAGUCGACAUCCUCUACCGCAACUCGAACGCCCUCCACUCGAACAAGUUCCGCAAGCAGAUCCUCGACGAGAACCUCCACGACGAGGACAAGGAGGCUUACUACGCCGGCGCGCAGAAGAACCCGGUCGAGAAGGGCGAGCACAAGGAGGACGCCGUCAUGCGCGACCUCUAA